Messenger RNA from Brugia malayi, 1506 nucleotides. It is a transcript of the gene Bma-gss-1, whose product is annotated as glutathione synthetase family protein. Gene Ontology annotation, cellular component: cytosol. Gene Ontology annotation, biological process: glutathione biosynthetic process. The transcript has 10 exons. The record is from RefSeq and is a predicted model, not a curated record. NCBI's taxonomy places the organism in Eukaryota, Metazoa, Nematoda, Chromadorea, Rhabditida, Onchocercidae. Gene Ontology annotation, molecular function: glutathione synthase activity; glutathione binding; ATP binding. Bases 1 to 1506 code for a protein of 501 amino acids.
AUGGAUGAAAUGCCUAUUAGAAAUAACGAUGAUUCCGUACUGAAAUAUUACCCAAAAUUGGAACUCAUUGAUGGGAAGUUGAUCAAGCAAUUAGUCGAAGAUACUGUUGAUUGGGCACAUGCUCAUGGUAUGGUAAUGAGGACAGCGAUGACUACUGAUCGUAGUGAUAUAUGUCAAACAGCUCCCUGUACCCUCUUUCCCUCACCUUUUCCUUAUAACUUAUUUCAGGAAGCUAUGGAUAUUCAACGGACAUUCAGUUUGUUGUAUUUCCGCAUAUCAUGGGAUUUCGACUUCUUGAUCAAAUCACAUGCUGAGGUAGUGAAAACUGAUGAUUUUACAAGGCAUUUUGUGGAAAUCUUAAAUGCCGUGCUCACCUCAAACUUUUGUCAAAAGAAGACGUUGUUGAUCCAAAGAAAUGAUUAUAUGUGUCACGAAGAUAGUUAUGGAAAUCGUUCCCUAAAACAGAUUGAAGUCAACAAUAUAGCCGCAAGCAUGGGCGCACUUGCGGAACGUGCUACUUGCGUGCAUAAGAGAACACUGGAAACAGUGCAGCUUCCCAGUAAAAUUAUUGAAAAGGCUAUCCUCGAUAAUCAUCCGACAGUCACAAUUGCAAGAGGAAUCUACGAAGCGUGGUAUGAUUUUGGAGUGCCAGAGGCAAUCGUAUUAUUCGUGGUUGAAGAUGCUAAUCGAAAUCAAAUUGAUCAGAGGCAUGUGGAAUAUUGCAUUGAUGAACUCAGCAAUAGAAAUGCAAGAUGCUUGCGUAUCACAUUGACUGACGGUGCGAAAAGAUUGAAACUUAACGAAAGCAAUCAUCAUCUUGUAUUGGAUAACAUUUUACGUGUAGCAGUCGUAUAUUUUCGGGCAGGUUAUUCACCAAGUAAUUAUCCGACUGAAAUGGAAUGGACCGCUCGUCGUAUUAUCGAACUGUCCGAUGCAGUGAAGUGUCCUUGGAUUGGUCUGCAAUUAGCAAAUACCAAAAAAGUACAACAGGUUUUAUCUGAAAAUGGUGUUCUGGAAAAGUAUAUUACUGAUGAUAAAAUGUGUGCACGAAUUCGACAAACAUUUGCUGGCAUGUGGGGGUUGGAAAAUGAUGAUGAAAAAACACAAAGGAUAAUUCAGGACGCUAUUGCACAUCCAGAAAAAUUCGUCUUGAAACCGCAGUUGGAAGGCGGAGGUGGUAAUUAUUAUGGAAAAGAAGUUGCGGAAAAAUUGAAAACAAUGAAUAGGGAUGAAAUGGCCGCAUAUAUAAUUAUGGAACGUAUCACUCCGAUGGUUGUAAAGAAUUACGUGAUUCGACCACAAGAAGAACCGCUUCUAAUGGAUGUAGUAGGAGAAUUAGGCGUUUAUGCUUACCUUUAUGGAUCAGCUGCUGUUGAUAACAUCAUAGUCGAGAAUAUUAUGAAAAACCACGUUAGUGGACACAUCAUCCGAAGCAAGGAUAAAAGCGUCGAUAAAGGAGGGGUAGCUAUUGGUGCCGCAGUCAUCGAUUCUCCUUAUUUGUUUUGA